Messenger RNA from Symbiodinium natans, 1443 nucleotides. NCBI's taxonomy places the organism in Eukaryota, Dinophyceae, Suessiales, Symbiodiniaceae. The record is from the annotation of a GenBank genome assembly.
AUGUAUCAGAAGGAGCAUUCGCGAGAAGGUGCAUACUGGUUGUCAUGUGCGGACGUCAAUACCAGUGCCGUGGGGGCAGAGCAGUGUGUGCCUGGCGAGAACCGAGCUCAUGUGGCUUUAGACACAGGUUUCGGCCCGACACCUUACGAGGUGGGUUUCCUUCGGCCGCAGAGGUUGUUGCAGGAUUGUUGCCAACGCAGUCCACGCGAUUUGGGCUCUAUGGGAUUCCAAAGCCGCGAAAACAUGUACAUGAAAAGGUCUGAAUUGGAAGCAGCUCUGGCCGAUGGCUUUAUUUUGAACUUAUACAGCAGCUAUAACACGACGCACCAUGACCCGAGGAAGUAUUUUGAAGGACUGGACUCAUUGAAUAUUUCGCAUUUCGAAGCCUGCAACCGUACGUUUUCAUGGACACUGUCGUCCGAAGACCUGGAGGGCUAUGUAAAUUGGACAGGUGAUUUUGAUGGAGUCACGCAAGCGGCUGAUGGAACCUAUUGGCUUCGAUGCCCUGACGAGUAUUUUUGGCUCGCACCUGCAUGCCGUCACAACGUAUCAAGCUGCAUUCCAACGGUCACCUUCGGAGGUGAGCUUUUUCUGGAGAUGAUGCAUUGGUCGACGGCUCAUGGCCUUCCGCUCGCCUUGGGCAGUUACAUCGACCCCUACAUUUUCUUCGAGACAAUGAAGAAUGCCCGCACGCUCUUCUAUUGGUGGGAGCCCGAGAACUACCGGUUUGAUGUUGACAUGGUGCCUUUGAUGCUACCGGUCUACAACGCGAGUGAAUGGUCCGAGGGUAUCCGGAGGACGGCACAGCCGCCUGGAUAUGUGGGCAAGCUGGUCAGUGCUAAUCUUCAAGACAAGGCACCUCAGGUCCACACCCUGAUCGAAAGGUUUGCCAUUGAUAUCCAAGACCUGGAAGAGCUGAACGAAAUCUUAGCAGAGGCCAGGGUCUCGCCCAAUGAUCCCCCCGGGGCAAAAAGCUCGGAGAUCUUUCGGGCGGCCUGCGCUUGGAUCAGCUCCAGCGAGUCCCUGUGGAAGACGUGGAUCCCCACUGCGUGCGACUCCGGGUCUGGACUGGCUGAUGCAGGAGGCGACUUCCUCCUCGCUCGCGGAGAUGAUGCUGUGGGUUGCAGUGUUUGUCCAUCGGGUCGUUUCUCGGAGCCUCUUCUGGAUAGUGAAGGCUUCACUUACCGUUGUUCUUGGUGCCGUCCGGGCACCUAUCAGGACGUUGCAAAUCAAGGAAGCUGCAAGCUGUGUGCAGUUGGCCGCACGGCGGGAACACAGGGUGCCACAGUCUGUAGCCUCUGCCCCCUGGGCACUUUUAGCACGCAGACUGCGAGCACUGCGUGCGGCAGCUGUGGCAAUGGUGAGGGCUGGACCACAAAGGCAGGGGGGAACGGAAACAAUCUUGCUGUUGGAGCAUACAGUAGCCUACGUCCUCGGCCUUAG